CAUUUAGCUACUUACAAAUUACAAGACACACUACAAGGAAAAAGGUGUUUUGUGUCGGUUGUGUCGUGUCGGCUCACUUAACCGACACAAAAUUUAGGAUUCGUGUCGCAUUUUUGCGUCGAACAACCAACCGACACAAUUUUUUUGUUAUUAGUGUCGGUUAUUAUUGUGUUGGUUAACAACCGACACAAAAUUUAAAAUUGUGUCGGUUACAACUAACACAAAAUUAUAAUUUAUUUUUUAAAAAAUUAAUUUGUAUUUAUUUGUGUCGGUUACAUUUUGUGUCGGUUGUAACCGACUUAAUAUUUUGAAUUGUGUUCGUUACAACCGACACAAAGUGAAAUUUAAUUUUUUCGUCUUCCCGCCGGAAGUCUCUCAUUCCCACCCAAAAUUUCACUUUCUCCCUCAUUUUACUUUUGAUUUGAUUUUUAGUUCCCCCAACUUAUUUUGGCCGGGCACUUUCUCGUUUCUCCCACCAUUAUCUCUUCCUCUCUUAUUCUUCUUCUCUGUAAAUGAAAAACAGAAGCAGAGAAAUGAAAAUUGCCCAACUCAAUUCUCUAUUCAAAUCGCCUAGCUUCUCGUCCCUCUAGCCAAACCAGAAAAAGCCUUUCCUCGGCCUUCUACUUCUGCCUUAUGCCGCCGCUGCGAGCCAUCUUUACGCCGCCGCCAUCGCCGUUAGUCGCUUGACACAAAUCGAAAAAGGUUUCUGUUUUCAGGAUAUCAACAUCCCCUUCUUCCUCCACUAUUCUCUUUGCGGAACCACCGAGUUCGCACGGUUUAGGCCAUUCCAAAGGAAGAUUCGCUAGUGCCCAGACUUAAUCGCCGGAUCAUGGCGGCUGGUUCACAGAUCGAGGCAGAUCAUUACAAUCGCCGAUAGUUAGCAGCGAUUUCAUCCUAGAACCAGGCGAUUGAUGUUCCCAGGAGGUUUCUCGCUAAGCUCGUUCCCAGAUCGAGACGUUUUGCUGGUCAUUUGGAGGAGAUAGAUCGUCGGUGGGAGAGGGCGGAGAUCACAGGUAAGAUCCAGCGACGAUCCCUUGUUGAGACUUCCCCUCCGUCGAGUUAUGGUGAUGAAAAAUCCCUCUCCUCUUCGUUAUCGCUUCGCCCGAAGAGCUCCCUCGCAGAUUGAGGGGCUUUGCUGCUGCCAAUGGAAGAUGGGUAAUGGAUUGAGGGGUUCGACUUUGUCGCAACCUGCUUGAUAGAGGAGUUUCUCUACUGGAGUGGGAGAUGAGCGACAAAAGCCAACUGCUGGCUUUUGGACUCGCGAACUAGGACGGCGGCGAUUCUUGUUUGGCCGAUCAACGGCGAACUGGUCGCUUUUUUUUAUAAAAAAAACUCAUAGAUUAGAGUCGGUUAUUUCAUGUCGGUUCCACCGACACAAAUAAUGGUCUGAUACCGAAAAUGGAUAUUUCUGGAAAAAUAUUAGUGUCCGUUGAACCGAAGUAAAUUAACCGACACAAAAAAAAUUGUGUCGGUUACUCCGGCGGUUAGCCGAAAUCGACACAAAUUUGUUUAGUGUCGGCACGUUUCGUGACGGUUAAGUGAACUGACACAAAUAAACGACACUAAACAUAGAAAAUAACCGACACUAAAUGCAUGUUUUCUUGUAGUGACAAAAACACAACAGGCUACAAACAAGCGCUUUCAAAGAAACCACAAAACACCUAGCUGCAAACACUCUCCAACCUUUAAACUUAAUUUGAGAAGAAAGACACUUGUUUGUAUCCCAGUGAUUUUUAACUCAUCAAAACCAAUGACUUGAUAAGCCUCCUUCAUCUUCUACACAUACCAAAUUAAGCCUCAAAACAAGUUACAAGUGUCCUUCAACAUAUAUAAAAGACUAAUACCACUAGGAAACCCGAACUAUUAACUUUGUGUCAUUUGUGUUCUAAAGUAUUCGAUACGACAUUUUUUUCCCAACUCUCGAAGCCCACCUCCGUCUCCAACUCUCGAAGCCCACCACCGCCGUCAUCAGAGUCCACGGCCCAGACCAGAGUGGCCGCCAUCUUCGCCGGUGAAAGGUAAAUCCCCAAAUCGAUUUACAAUUGACGGUAGAGGUUGGGAGACGUGAGAGGGAAGGGUAAAUCCCCAAAUCAAUUAGUUCAUGUUUAUGUUUUUUUUAUUUUUGUAAUUAUUUUAUUUUAUUUUCUUAUAUGAAAAAUAAUUAUAAAUUCCACCUCAGAUGCCACCUCAGCACUGACUAGACUUUCUGUUAAAAAUUAACGUCAACACCGGUCAACUCUAACGAAAAAAUAGUUUGGGACACAAUUGUCAUAUCGAAUACUUUAGGACACAAAUGACACAAAGUUAAUAGUUCGGGUUUUCUAGUGGUAUUAGCCCUAUAUAAAAGCCAUCUAUUCUUCCAAAAAAAAAGUUUCAUUUCUCUUUGUCAUUGUAUGUUAAAAAUCUUCUCGAAUGUUUUAUAUUUAGUUUUUCAAUUAGUUAUAUUUGUAUGAAGAUAAUUAGUAUUUAAUAUUUAUAUAAAUGUUCAUAUCGGCAUGUGGCUAACACAUGACUCAUAUGAAACUUCCAUUAAAUAACAUAUAUUAAUCCCAAUCCACCUCAACUUUACUCAGAGAAAACGUAUUGACAUUAUCAUUAAGUAAAACCGUUUAAAUAAGUUACUUUUUUUUUAUAAGUUACUAUUAAUGCAAGCAAGGACUAUACUCGAUAAGACUAUAUAGUCUACGUUACCAUAAAUUAUUUAAAACAUAUGGAAUGUAUUUUAGUUUUUACAUGUGAAAAAAAUUAAACGACCGCUUGAAUACCCUUUUGACUCAUUGUUUGUCAGGUUUAUAAUUAAAUUUGACCACUCUAAACCUCUUAUAAAAUGGUCAAGCUAGCUAGAUGCCCUCCUGCCGCGUGAAAUUAUUUGUGUAUAAGCCCAAGAAUUUCUCUUAUUGUCAUCGUCUUCAUCACUGUCAAAACACCACAUAGAGAUCACAGAAAUGGAGAAAUCCUGUUUUGUGUCCUCUGCCAUUACAGUAAUGCUGCUUCUGUUGGUCCAUGGCCAGAGCUUAUUUGCAGGUGCAACCACUUACACGGUUGGGGGCCUGGACGGGUGGACGAUGGAACAGGCAAAGAUUUGGCCCAAGGGGAAAUCCUUCAAGGCUGGUGACUAUCUGGAGUUUACAUACAACUAUGAAUUCGUCAACGUGAUAACUACGGCGAAGAAGACAGAGUACGACCAGUGCAAGCUCCCGGUCUUUGGGAUUUACCAGUCCGGCCGCGAUUUCAUUCGCCUGCACAGAGGCCACAACUACUUCUUCUCUGGCAUGGGUGGCCAGUGCCAACUGGGUUUCAAGAUGGCCAUCUUUGCAGAGUGAUGGAGGGGAAAGUAACUACUCCAUACUAGAAAAUAGAAAACCGCAGGGGAUGUACUGAAAGAUGUUUUGUGUUUUAUUACCAUGGUGACAAAUAAAAUUGAGUUUAAUAAAUCAUCACAGUUGUAUCCGUAACCUUCCUCUCAAGUGGAGGCAUGAAUGUCAAUACAAAGCCUUUAGAGAGAGUUCGUCCAUCGAUCAAUGAAUUUCAAAUUUUCAA
Molecule: messenger RNA, 3540 nt
Organism: Linum trigynum
Lineage: Eukaryota; Viridiplantae; Streptophyta; Magnoliopsida; Malpighiales; Linaceae
Source: the annotation of a GenBank genome assembly